Messenger RNA from Helobdella robusta, 866 nucleotides. RefSeq lists its product as hypothetical. Gene Ontology annotation, cellular component: membrane. The record is from RefSeq and is a predicted model, not a curated record. NCBI's taxonomy places the organism in Eukaryota, Metazoa, Annelida, Clitellata, Rhynchobdellida, Glossiphoniidae. The annotation marks the transcript as partial. The transcript has 8 exons.
AUGAAUGUUACGCGUAACUAGAAUUAUCAUUACAUGCUAUAACAUAUGUAGUUCGUCAUAAUUUUCAUCAUUUUUUUAAUAUUGAUUUGUUGAGGAUAAAGUAAAGCUUACAAGACUUAGACAAACUUAAACCCAUUCUUACUUCAGUCCAAACCUUCCAUCAAAAUCAACAAACAAAACUAGUUUAAAAUCUCAGAGGCUAUCAACUAACGACUAACCUCACGAAAUGACUACCCCUUAUGGCACCUACCCAACCAACUACCCUCAAACAAAUCCACCACCGUAUAAUCCGAAUCCACCACCUGCCAACCCCUACUACCAGCAGCAGCCCGGUCAGCCCUAUUUCGACCCCAACGUAGACGUUGAUGCUAACCAGAGAAGCGGGAACAACCAGAGGGGGUAUGACAACGCUGCUGGACCGCCCCCGAGUUAUCCGCCUGCAGCUGCUGCAGCAGCUGGGAUGAGGGCCUACACACCAGAGGGUUUAAUGGACGAUGAUGCUGAUAGUAAUAUGGAUAGUUUCAGUGAUAAAGCUGUGAGAAGGGCUUUUAUAAGAAAGGUCUAUCUAAUUGUCACGUGUCAACUCCUUUUUACCUUGCUUUUUGUCAUUCUUUUCUCCUCACUUGAUCCUAUCAAGAAAUUCCUGAGAACUUAUUCAUGGGUAUAUUACAUAGCUUACGCCAUAUUUUUUGUGACGUACAUUGUUCUGGUGUGUGUUAAGACGGCUAGAAGAAAAGUUCCUUGGAAUUUCGUCUGCCUCUCUGUAUUUACUGCUGCCUUUACGUACAUGGUUGCUACGAUAUCAGGAUUCUAUGAGACAUACAUCGUCGUUAUAGCCCUGGCCAUCACAGUUGUCGUCUGUGUCG